Teleopsis dalmanni is the source of this 1687-nucleotide messenger RNA. RefSeq names its product zinc finger protein 420. The coding region runs from base 358 to 1509 and encodes 383 amino acids. The record is from RefSeq and is a predicted model, not a curated record. Gene Ontology annotation, molecular function: RNA polymerase II cis-regulatory region sequence-specific DNA binding; DNA-binding transcription factor activity, RNA polymerase II-specific. Gene Ontology annotation, biological process: regulation of transcription by RNA polymerase II. The transcript has 3 exons. NCBI's taxonomy places the organism in Eukaryota, Metazoa, Arthropoda, Insecta, Diptera, Diopsidae.
GUUAACUGGGUAGAAACAGUGACGGCGUAAUCAAGUUCGUCUAUUGCUUUAGAAGAUUCAUUGCUUGAAUAGUUAAUAAAAGGAGAAUCUUGUGCUUAUAACAAUGAUAUUAGACAAACAUAUGUAUUAUAUGAACUUACAUUGUUUUUGAAAAAUAAAACAGCAAUUGUGUGCACUUUUAUUAUUAUUGUGUGGGUUUAUUAAGUAAAGUAAAGGGGGAAGGGUACAGUUGUAAUUAAACGGGAACGCCCACAGAAAAAACUACAGUAAAUACAAGAGUGAUUUUAAAAGUAAUAAUCUAGACAUAAUUCAACGCAUUAUCACAUAAAAUAACACUUGACCUACAAGCAGUUUAAUAUGUCUACGGCAAUAAGAGGCACGCCCACAUCGCAAGGAGGAAAUGAACAUAUAUCUCAUAUUAAGAAUGAAAUUAUUAAAGAUGAAGAAUUAAAACUUAAUUGUGCAAAUGAAAAUAUAAAAAGUGAGCCAGUCUUUAAAAAUAUGACUCAAAUUAAAUACGAAACCGAAGGAUGUAGUAAUGCAGUAUUUGAUGAAAUGAUAAAUCCAAAUUUGAACUUUACUCCUAAAAUUCGUUUAACGCCCACUUCAAAACUGUUAGCAAAUCCGAAUCCUGUAGAUCCUAAGCGAAGAUUUGUGUGCCCACACGAAAAUUGUACAAAGAGCUACGGCAAGAGUUCACAUUUACGUUCACACCUAACGUGGCAUACAGGUAUUAAACCCUUCGUUUGCAAGGAACCGAAUUGCGGAAAGGGUUUUACACGUUCAGACGAGCUAAAUAGACACGUUCGCACCCAUACGGGUGAGAAGCCUUUUGAAUGUAUACAAUGUACAAAAAGAUUUUCACGAAGCGACCAUCUCACAAAGCAUCUUGCAACGCACACAAAACAAUUACAAUCAAUGGCAAAGCGAUUACGGACAUCUAUUCCACAGGCCAACAUACAUUUAAAUGAAACACAGACAAAAAUGGAAAUCUAUAGCAAUGAUGAUGCAGCUGAAAUAAUAAAUAGUAAUAAAGAUAAUAACGAUGGUGUCGAUAUUACAGAUUAUCUAUUUAAAUCUUCAACAAUGGAUAAUAAAUCAAUUAAAAUUAAAUUGGAAAGACCUGUAAAUAGUGAAGAAUAUCACGUAGUGCAACAGCGACAUAUAACGGCAAGCGAAUCAGAUGAUGACAUUCCGCCUGAAUUAAUGGUGCCUAUCUCUACAAUGAUUUGUCCCACUUCAACUGAUGAAGAUGCCGACAAUAUUGACAUGCCAGCAGUGAAUAGUACAAAUCACCUAAAUUUGGCAAUGGUUAAAAAAGAUCAUGAUCCUGAAAGACCUUUUGAGUGUCGAGAGUGUAAAAAACGUUUUAAACGACAAGACGAUCUCAACAGACAUAUAAGAACGCAUACAGGUGAAAAACCGUAUGCGUGUGCAGAAUGUGAAAGACGAUUUGUGCGCAGUGAUCACCUUAAGAAACAUCUAAAAAUGCAUACUAAGGUCCGGUAGUAGUAAUAGUUCUUUACGCCUGCUUUGAAUACCGAAGGUUACAUUGAAUAUGUGGAAUAUGCUGAAGUUAAAAACUUUUUGAUUUGUAUUGUACUUUAAGUAUAGCUUUUAAGAAAAUGAGAACGUGUUGCAUAAAUAUUAAAGAUUUUAUUAAACUGCAAGAAUAUAUUAAAAUGGA